Messenger RNA from Temnothorax curvispinosus, 11628 nucleotides. RefSeq lists its product as uncharacterized. Gene Ontology annotation, cellular component: LUBAC complex. The transcript is spliced from 20 exons. The coding region runs from base 137 to 11161 and encodes 3674 amino acids. Lineage: Eukaryota; Metazoa; Arthropoda; Insecta; Hymenoptera; Formicidae. The record is from RefSeq and is a predicted model, not a curated record. Gene Ontology annotation, biological process: protein linear polyubiquitination. Gene Ontology annotation, molecular function: ubiquitin protein ligase activity; K63-linked polyubiquitin modification-dependent protein binding; K48-linked polyubiquitin modification-dependent protein binding.
GAAGCAUUCCACCAGUCUGCAGUCGUAAGAAGACGAAGCUCGCGGAUAUACGGUCGGACGCAAUGAAACGUUUCUAUUUCUUAAAACGCCCGCAGCUCUGGCCUUAGAGAACCCGGGAGCUGAAAAAUGGCGACCGAUGGCCAUAUCGAAUCCGUCCACCAAACUGCGAAUGGCAAGAUCCAUGCCCCAUUGGGUCAUGACGCAGCAGCAGCAGCAAGCAGAUCAGCAGCAUCGUCGACCGCCGACGCCCCCGAAAAUCCCGCCGCCGUCGCUCUCCGGGGACUGUGGUGACCCCGACUACGAGAUCAUCGAGUUUCCGACCCGACCGCAAGCCCAGGCACCCUCGACGCCCCGAUCGAACGCCGGUAAGUGCGCCCUGUGCGGCAUCGAGAACGUGUUCGCGCGUUGCGACACGUGCAACGAGAACUACUGCGAGGCCUGCGACGACAUGAACCACAAGCACCCGAAACGGAGGGGCCACGUCCGCCGAAGGAUCCUGACCGACAACGCGAGCAGAAGCAGACCGCCGCUCCCGCCGAAGGGGGAGAACCUGUUGAAUCCCCCGCCCGUGCCACCGCCGCGGAGGAAUCGCAAGACCACUCAGGCUAAAUCGGCGCUAAUCAAAGGAUCUGCGCAACUCCCUUUGCUCGACAAGGUCGGGAGCUUGAAGCGCAAUUUUUCCAAUGCGAAACCGCCGUCGGACUCGAGCGCAAGAGUAUCGAAAUCUACGAGUACUUUAAACACAUCUUCCAACGAUGCUUCUGGAUCAGGAACAGACAAAAUGACUACUCUACAGGAGAGAUAUAGAAAAUAUCAAGAAGUGAUGAGGGCUCAAGACGCGAAUAGGCGACGACACCCGUCCGCUGAUACGAGGGAUACUUUGAGUGGGAGACCACUCAGCUUAGGCAGUCCGAAACCGGCACCUCCACUUCCACCUCCGCCGCCACCUAGAACCAUGAUACAAUCAGCCAGCGUUUGCGACUUGACCGCAGCUCAUAUGUGGAAUUCAGGAAUGCAUCAGGCCCAAUCGAUGGCACAUCUCGGCCCCGGCGGCGUACCGAUGAUGUGGUACCCGCCGGGCAACCCCUGGGAUAUGUCGAUGGGAGGCUCCAACGUGAGCCUGCAUCAUCCAAACGCGUGGGGAUAUCCCGUGAGCUAUCCGUCAGUGCAAAUGCUACCUCCGCAUUAUCCAGGAUCUCUUUCUAGAGGGCACAGUCCGGCCAGAAGCGUCAAAUCCAGCAGAAGAUCGAGGCCAGCGUCUCCGUCUCCCAGCCUGAAAUCCAAGAAGUCUUACGCUUCGAGACCGCGAUCGAGGAGGUCGCCCGGGUCACCGUCGGACGCAAGCUCCGAGAACUCCGACGAGUCCGAUGUGGACGACAGACUUUCCCGCGGAUCCAGAAGUAGACGCGGUAGCGUCCCCAGAAGCAUACGACAACGAAACUAUCAUGACGAAGAUACCAGAAGUCUCGUGUCCAGAGGUCGACGAGAGAGAUUAAUAUCUGAGGAGAGAAUGACGAAUGCCGAGGACCAAUGGUCUGAAAGUCCGUCCAGUAAACGAUACUCGACGUCUCCGAGAAGCUAUGACGAAUUACAAAAGAGCAACACUAUCUCUUCUGGACGGCGUUACAACCACGAUGACCGCUCGGCUUCCAAGGUGGAUCCUCGGCUGGAUCGCGUACAAAACGGAACUUAUCGCGACCGCCGAAGGCGAAGUACCGACGACGAGUCCUCCGAUCGAAAAGUUAACACACCAGGUCGAGCACGAGUUACGAGCUCUUCUGACGAUCAUUUUGAGAGGGUGGAGAACGCUUUGAAGAGGGCGUCGUCCCUUCGAAGGGACAUAAUGCUGGACGAUUUGGAACGAUCCUCUACUCGUCGCGAUUCUCGUAGAUCGUCCUUCGAGAGUGACGGUCAGAUCAGAAAGACGCCUUCUCGUGAUGUAGCUUCCCCGAAAAGAACACCCGGAGAAAGAACGCGUCUCCUGGAAAGACAGUCUUCUCAAGGAGGACAUUCAAAUAGGGAUCGCGCGAACAUGGAUGAGAUCGAAUCACGCUCGACAAGAAGAGAGCAGCAAACGCGCGAUGUCUCGCGAGAGCGCGAGCUCCUCGCGAGAAGAGAGUCGUUCCGACGAAAGGACACUCUUGACGAUCUAGACCGGACCUCCAACAAACGAAGUUCCGGCAGAUCCUCGUUCGAAUCCGACAAUCAAGGCUCUAGAAAAACGCCCUCCAAGGAAAUCCCAAUAAAAAAACAGGAGGACAAGGAAGAUCGAGACCUGCCUAAAACGGGUGAUCUUCAAGUUACAGAUCGUCAGCGAUCGAUCGAGGGCCGUCAGUCGAAGGAUUCGGUACGAACUGCCGAAGUUCAACCGAAGAAACAGGGUAACGCUGAGACUAAACAGCAGACGCGAAUAUCUCAGCUUGAGAAGGAGCCAAAGGCAAAGAGAGACACAGUUGAAAGUACGAGUGCGUCGUCCAAGAAAAUCGACGAGAUGGAAAUUCCAAAAGAGGAAUGGGCUUGCGAGCAUUGUACUUUCAUCAACAAGAUCAACGAUCGCGUCUGCGUGGUUUGCUGCAAGACGAAGAGCAGCGCUCUGCCACCGAGCGUCUCAAACGAUGACCCCGCGGCCGCGGCCGCCCCGAUCGAGCCACGAGCGAAGAACGAGGCGUCGAACAACGUCGCCGAUCCCGAGAAGCGGACCAAGAAGAUCUCCAACAGCGAAGAGAGCGGCGACAGCGGAUCCGUCAAGAAUAAAGAAGCGAUUGUUCCAGACAAUGAUUCUCUCGUAGAGAACGCUAAAACUACGAUCACGGCCGUAGCUGCGCAAGCAAAAGAAGCGUCAACAGACGCAGCAUUGCCGGUCGAUGAGAACUUGUCGUUAGAAGCAUCGUCCUCGGCGUUAACGUCUUCUUCGAUUGCAAAUACUUCUAAAGCGGACACAAACGCGACGCCACGCGAGGAAAGGAUUCGAGGAAAACUUUCGAAGAGCCAUUCGGUGUCUACGGGAACAUCUCCUCCACCGCAAAAUAUCUCGACCCAAACUUACGACUAUCUCCCUGCAAAAGGGACUCUCGGAAGAUCCGCGUCGGUAGGAACACCAAAGAGUUACUUAUAUUACGACGAUAGCGAUGGUGAGACGGAGCAUUUGUUUCAGGAACAAGCCGGAUUCGUAAACAGUCCCGAUUUGUAUCCGCGAGCGUUGCAGGAACAGUAUCUUCAGCAGCUGAUAACCGGGCAGAGGAGCAGAGAGCGGACCAGAAGAAACUCCAUCGACUCGUCUCACCUUUAUUAUCGUUCCAGGGAACCCAGCCAAUCGAGAUACGCGGAGGCAGGUCCCAGUGCCAGCCAAGGGAUCUCCACGUUGACGCGUCAAGGACUGGAGAUAGUGGAGAUCCUGCGGGAAGCCGAGAAGCAGGGAUUCACGACCGACGAUGUCCAAGUCGCAUUGGCACAAGGUGCCCCGAAUCCGAUCGAGUGGCUUCAGACGCAGUGGCCGCAUCUGGUGGAGACAGUGCAGGUCCUGGUGACCGCACAGGGCAAGGAAUUGAAAGAGAACAGCAUCGGCGUGCUCUCGCCAGCCGAGGCGAAAGAGGCCCUGCGAUCUGUCAAGGGUGACAUGUGGAACGCAGUCGCGACGGCCAUCCAACGCAGGCAGCAGAAAUGUGAACAGAUAAUGGCGAAGGGAAACUUUGCGCUCGCGGAUGUUGUCAGAGCUCUCGACAAUAAUACCGGUGUCGAGGAUGCCACUUUGCUCGAGCUGCAAAAGAAUCAGCUCAAGCCCUUUCUAAUGAGGAUCUGGGGUCCUCCGGUCGGGGUGGAAAACGAGGAGGCUGCACCGCACGAAGACGCAGCGGGUGCGGUGGGCGGGACGGGAAUAGGUCCCGCGGAACAAGUUCCGAAUGUGUCCGAUACGGAGGCGCAGAAGCAGGUAAUGUCACCAAUUGUUGAUCAUUUCGUGGCGUUGCAGGCCGACUUUCAAAAGCAACUGGCAGCCCUCAGAGAACUGACCGAUAACUGGCGACACGAGAAAGAUCCCCCGAACAAACUGGGUAAUAAUAAGUCUGAUAAUCUGUACGACCGCUCCGAUGAGCCCACUGUUCUAAUCGAUCCAAAUCUGGUCCCAAGGGCCGUACAACAAGCGCCCGACGUAGCGGAACCGAGCGAUCUUGCGAUCACGCGGCAAGAACAGGCAACCGUAGAUUCGCGGGACGACUCAAAGUACUCGUUGAACGCUACGAAACCGACAGAAGACCUGGAUCAAGUAGAUGCCGCGUUGCCCACGGAAAUUCCCGCAACCACAAUCAAUGAUCUCGCGAAGACAAGUGUAGUGGACUCCUCGCGCGCGCCUGAAUACUCCUCGAAAACUGACGAUGAUCGUUUGACCGGAGAAUCAUCGACGAUUGACACUGAUAAGACUGUUGUGCGAAUUACCGGAUCCGAGCUGUCAAAAUCUGACGGCCAGAAGAGCGAAAGCGACGACGUCGAGGUGAAACAGACCGCGCGGUCGCACGAAAAGACGAAAGAAAUGCAUGCCGACACCUCGACGACAUCGAUCGACGAAACUGCAGUGACGACGGAAGUUACGAAUUCACCGGAGGAACAGGAAAGAUUAUCGCCAAAUAACGUCGGAGUUGAAGUAUCCUCACCGCAUGGAACUUCUGCGCUUGACACAACGAGUUACACGGAACCGGGUCAGUCCUCUUCUGCGCGUCAGGAAACUUCGAGUGGUCCUGAAUUACCUUCUGAUGUAGGGACGACGGGGAACAGCAGCGAGUCACUCGUCGAAGUUGGGAAGUCUGCGGAAUUGAACGACGCACUCCGUAUCUCUUUCCCGAAUUCGAGUGUUCCCCAACGAGCCGAUAUAUUGCCGCAGCGGACAUCAACGCGAGACGAAUCCUCGAGCGCAGGCACGGCGAACGUGACGGAGAAAGCACACGCGGACGCAUCCGAGAGGGAUCUUGCCACACGGGAGCAAUCUGAUCAGCGUGUCAUAAGGGAAAUCCCCAGGCAGAACGACGAGCCACACGUCGUGACGGUGGAAGCUCUACUAUCCGCCGUGAAAUCGCUGCCGCAGCAGUUUUUGACGCCGUUCAUAACUGCGAUGCAAAUGCUGUCGCCCGAGAAAGGUGAUGUCAACGUAACUUCCGACGUGCAACUUAUGAAUCGAUUAAAUACCUUACACGAUAUGAAGACCGAUGACCCCAAAACCGGCGUGUCUGAGGCCGAAAUCAGCGACAGGAACGUCGGCGCACCAAGGACCCGUGACGCUGACGAAGAAAUGUCUGUUUCUGCAACCGUGCUUGAAAACACAACUGGAUCGGAAGAAGGAUCGCUUCGGGAGAAGGAUCGAAAAGAUAAACAUCCGGACAAAAGUUCUAAAAAAUUGAGGAGCAGCAAGAUUGCCGAUAAGAAGAUCGACACAUCUAAACUUCCGGAUUCUCGGAUGGCAAAGUCCCGCUCGAGCGUUCCAGACAUUAAGCAACAGCAUCAGGAUGUCAGAUCGGUACGUACAGACACGAACGGGUCUAACAUUUCGCAAACUAACAUCGCGACGGAUCUGACAUCCGAAACGUUUUCCGAUUCGCUGGACUUAAUGGACAAAGACAAUCCCGAAGAAUCGCAGACUGCGAAUGAAGUGGCAGCGUCGAGUGUAGGAAUAGCCGGAGUGCCGGACGUCGCCAGGGAAAUACAUUCACGUAAGAAUUCUUUAGAGAUAGUUGACACGCCUGCGAGAGAUAAUAAUCAAGAAAAAUCUGUCGAGGACGAAACGGUGUCGGAGGCAAGAUCAGCUGAGGAAAUGCAUUCAGGUGAAUUAUCGAGCUCUCAUGUGCAACCGUUAACAGCAUCUUCAACGCAUGAUCAAUCUAUCGUUCAGAAACCUCUCGAGCUUACAAUCGCAGGCGAUAGCUCGACUGAUACGCCAUCAUCAUCAAAGGAAGCAAAAAGCUCUUCCGAAAAAGCAUCUCAUGAAAAGCUUCUCGCUGAUAACGCCUUUACAGGCAUUGAUCCACUUUUAAAAAGUGAUUCGUCGCAAGAUAAAAGUUAUUCAUUAGCUUCUAUAAACGAUUCUAACGCGGAAAAAUCGGUCUCUCAAUCGACGACGGAAACAAAUGUUUCACAAAAUGAUCCGAUCGUGCAUAAUUCUAACGCUGAUCAUCCGCCUGUUUCGCGCGAAGUAAUAACAAACGUGACUAAUGUGCAAUCAAAUGAACAGGAUAUUAACAAACGAGACGAACGACAAUCAAACGAUUCAUCUCGCACGCAUGUUUCAACAUCACCAACCUCGUCAAUUUCAUCUCCCGCAAAGGUACCCGAUCAUUCUCUCGACGUUAAAUCACCGCCCAUCGAAAUAUUCGAUAAUCACGGAACGACAUUGCAUCAUGAUAAAAAUGAUACAAAGCCGAUCGUUUCGAAAAAUGCGGUGCACGUUUCGGAAAAAGUAGAACAGACAAUUUCGGUCACAUAUCACACUCCCGCGAGCGACGAUAAAAAUGAAACUACGUUGAAAGAAAACGUGCCCGUUGAACAAAAUACGGUCAAUAAUUUAACCAUUACUCAAUCGCGAAUCGAUGAAAAUAUCCUAUCGCCAUUAACACACUCGCGUGCCCCUGAAAAAAUGGAUUUAAAGAAUCUGCGUGAUCAAGGGACGGAAAUUACAUUUGUCCCGGCAAAAUCUGACAGUUCAAUGAUCGAACCGACCUCAGACAUUCAAUCUAUGACAGAUUCACAAAAUGUCGAAAAUAUUAAAAAUCAAGAUAAAUUGCACUUUUACAAUCCGAGAAAUCCGACAGAUAAUCAUGAAAUAAUUGCACCUCCACAUAAUCACAUAACGCAUGCUAAAGUAAUGUCAACCUCUUUCUCAGAAAAUAAUGUCGGAGCAAAUACUUGUCCUGAAAAUACUUCGCAUCUUGAAAUAUCAAAAAGCUUGGACGAUCCCAAAACUUCAAAACUUACUGUCGAUGAAAACGUCGUUACAAAUAUUAACAAGCCUUCCAACGAAAAUAUACACGAUCAAUUACGCGAAUUAUCAAAUAGUAAUAACAACACGUUUCCUCCCUUAUCUGUCGAACAUGCUCUCCCCUUAGAAUCGAAAGAAAGUAUUUCGUACCCCAUCGAUCGCGAUGAGAAACCUUAUCUCGAAGAUGAAGUUUCUCAAUCUCACGAUGACAAGAAACAGGACGCGCAAAUGUCAAAUUCAACAACAAGGAACAUCUUACACGCGCUUAAAAAUAGCAAUAUAUUCUUCGUAACGCCGACCGAGGGGAGAAAUAUUGCUUCAACAGCCAACAAAGACUCUUUCCCGAAUCCCAUUAUAGCGAAUGUCAGCGACGUGACGCCCGGAAUACCUGACACCUUUGAAAUAAAGAUAUCGGAAUCGCCAGUAACAACGGUGAACGAUUGCGCGCCGAUAAAAAAUAUCGCGAAUAUCGUCGAACGCGAGAUAGAUCAGAUCGAAGGCGUUGAUGCGAUCGGCAAAGAGAAUGCGAAAGACGUCGAUUCGUCCGGGAACGAAAUUUUAAUCGUCGCACGUAACGAACAAAUUGAACCGGCAUCGUCAAAAUUACCGAGUAACGAGAGCUCGAUAGAAAGAAAUACAGACCAAAUAAAUCAAUCUUGUAAAAGCGUAAUUACAAAACCGGUCAUGAAGUACAGAUCGAGAUCGCCUCUUAAAAAAAUCGUCCGAAGAAAGUCGCCCGUUAAGAUAGUAAAAAAAUCAGGUAGCGGACCGAGGAAAAAUUUAGCGCGGAAAAGCGCAAGUCCGUACAGUACGACCGUCACGAAAGCGAGAGCAACGGCUAGCGAGAUUGCUAAAAAGUCGAAUCGAGCAAUGCAGUCCGAUGAAUCGCGAAUUAAAGAACCUUUAAAGUCCACGCGUAUCGCGAGCGAUAAGACAGGCAGUAAUAAUAAAUCAAUUGUUGAUGAUAAAAUAAAAAUGGAGAAAGAUAAUUUAAAACCUAAAACGUUCUUACCGUCAGAAAUACCAGACAAAAUUGUUAAACGGUUAUUAAAUAACACCACUAUGCCAAAAACUACAGGAAGCAUGAAAGUAAAUGACAAUAAAAAACUUCCUACGUCCAGUUCAGAGAAAAUAUCGAUAGUUAAUAACGCGAGUAAUACCGAAUCGCAAACUAAAUUGCCUAUUGUUAAAAAAUAUAAUGGAAAUAAAUCGGAAAAUUCUAAAAACAAAAAUAUUGAAGAUGUCCAAAAUAAAAAUCCGCGAGGCUCGAAAAGUAUAAAAGCGGAGGCUUUUGAAAAUCAAGCAGUAAAAAAAAUAAAUAACAAAAGUGAAAUCUCGAAUGAUGAUAAAAUUCUAAUAAAAACGAAGAAAGAUGAUUUAAAACCUAAAACGACUUUACCGUCGAAAAUACCCAUUCUAAAACAACGAAAAAUCACGCGAGCAACAGACACUGCCCUAUCAAAUUCUUCUAAAAUAAAUGACACGUCUUUAUUAAAGAGUGGAUCGACGAAAUUGCCAGUAAUGUCGCAGGCAGUUUCGAAAUUAUCUUUAAAAAUUCAGGAAAGUACUAACGUAUUGAACCCGCCAACCGUGCGGAAAAUUGAUUCUGAGAAUACUAACAAACUGAUGAGAAAUCAAAUUAAAUCAAGUAACGGAAGGGCGAUUGAAAUUACAGAAAAUGUGAAAGACAAGCAAAUCUUGGAUGAGAAUCAUGCUAAAGAGAGUAAAGAGAGUGCCGUGGAAAGUGAAGAAACCGAAGAACCUCCGAAAGUUAAGUCAAUAGAAUCGGAAUUAAACGAGAAUUCACAAGCGUCGAACUCGAGGCAUAACGAUCCGCCCGCGGAUCUCGGCAAACAAUUGGAAGUCGAAAACGCGAUCGGAGAAAGCUCGGAUCCUUUCAGCUCCGAUUCCGACUAUUCUGAGGGGGACGAGGACACAGGUACGGCGAAGUACAUUUCUGAUCAUAACUCGGAAUACAAUUCCGUCGAGGAGUUCACGGACGCGGAGUUGUUGUUGGAGAAAACGCUAAAUGAGAUAAGAUCUGAAAUAUCGGAGUCUGAAGAGGAGGAGCGCACAAGCGAAUCCGAGGAAAGUGAGGACGUCACUUAUUCGUACGAGACGGAAAGCCACGAUCAUAAUUCCACGUCGUCCGAAGACUCGGUCGACGAACGGGAGAUUAAGUCAAGUGAGCUCGAAGAUUCGGCGGAAGAAGAUGUGUACGAAGACCUACCGUCCGAAGAAGAAGAGACGAAUGAACGGGUCGAAACUUCGGAACAAUUUGAAAUGCCUGAUAAAGAGACCAACGAUAUAAUACACAACGAAACGAGUAACAAUGAAGCCAGCAUUUCGAACGGAACAGAAAGCAUCCCUCAGGUAACGCAAGAAAAUGAAGGAAAUAAUUUAAAGACACCAACAGAAGCUGCCACUACGGUCAUUGAAUUAUCCCGACCGGAAAUGAACGCGGAAAUUAAUGAAAAUAUAUUAAAAGUUUCUCAGAAUCUUAAAACAGAUUCUAACGUUGUUACAAUAGAUUCAGCGGCAGCUUUGUCUUCGACAAAGAUUGGACAGAGUAUAAAAUCCAAGGAAGAUAUCCAGUCAAAAAAGAACGAUUCAAAGAAGAAUGAGAUAAAGCUUGAAGACGCGAGCGAAACUAAGGAAAGGGAUCAGUCAGUAGUGCAGAACGAUACUCUAAAGACAUUUAAAAUCACGAGUAAUGAGUCACGAGAGAAACGCGCGAAGAUAGGUCGAAGGGCGAGUACAGGGAGUAAAGAGAUGAAAAUUGAGAAAGAUGACACGUUAAAGGGGGUGGAUCGGGCGCGAGCGCUCAAGAAACGAUUUUCCCUCGUAGCCAGUUGCAUCCGUCGGUUCGAGGGCGAAGAGAAUGCCGUGAGGGCGCACGUGGAAAGCAUCGGGCGCAAGAGACAAGGAUCUCCCAAAACGGAGCGGGAGAGAAUAGCGCGUCGUCUCCUGGCGGAAGGUCGAGCCGCGAAUUACGAUGAGGCCGAGAUAGCCGCCAGUUUGCUGGCCCUCAAGUUCGGAGACGCCGAGGCACUCCAGGCCGCGAAAGAAUGCCCCAGCGUGGAAUCGGCGCUGGCCUUCUUGCAGCAGGAGUGCGAGCUGUGCACCGGUCGUUUCGCAAUGAGUCAAAUUGUGUCCAUGCUGAAGUGCGUACAUCGCUGCUGCAACGAAUGCGCGAGGAAUUAUUUCACCAUUCAGAUCAGCGACAGGAACAUCACAGAUGCCGUUUGUCCCUACUGCAAGGAGCCUAAUCUCAAAGACGCGAGCGAAGACGAGGUUCUCGAGUAUUUCAGCAAUUUGGACAUCCAACUGAAGACUCUGCUGGACCCGCCGAUUCACGAGCUCUUCCAAAGGAAGCUCAGAGAUCGGACUCUAAUGCAAGAUCCGAAUUUUAAGUGGUGCAUUCAGUGUUCGAGCGGAUUUUAUGCCGAUCCCGGCCAGAAGCGUUUAAUCUGUCCCGACUGUCGAUCUGUCACUUGUGCCUUUUGCCGAAGACCGUGGGAGAAACAACACGAGGGACUCUCAUGCGAGAAAUUUGCCGCUUGGAAAGACGAGAAUGAUCCCGACAAUCAAGCCGCAGGUUUGGCCCAACAUCUGGCCGACAAUGGCAUCGACUGUCCUAAGUGCAAAUUCCGUUAUUCUCUAUCUCGAGGAGGUUGCAUGCAUUUCACGUGCAGCCAGUGUAAAUAUGAGUUUUGCUGCGGUUGCGGCAAGGCUUUCAUGAUGGGGGCGAAAUGUGCGGUCAGCCCUUAUUGCGCCAAACUGGGCCUGCACGCCCAUCAUCCGCGCAACUGCCUCUUCUACCUUCGUGACAAGGAGCCGGCGCAGCUGCAGCAGUUGCUCAGGGAAAACGGCAUCGGUUAUGACACCGAGGGCCCGGUCGGGGAACGCAGGUGCAAGGUGCAACUGCAGAAAGAAACGCCGACCGGGGUAGUGGACGCUGUGUGCAAUUCCGACGUCGUCGAGGGCCACGCCGGUCUGUGCAGGCAGCACUACAUUGAGUACUUGGCGGGCCUGGUGCUCAAGGGCAGGCUGGACCCAGUGGGGAUCUUUGACUUGAACGACGCCAAGCAAGAGUUGCGCCGACGGGGAAAAGUUCCCCCUGCGAAGGACCAGGAAAUGUCCGAGCGGGAUUACCUCGAGGCUUGCAUUCAGGUCGUAAAGCAGGAGAUUCCACUGGAGUGACUGCGGAGGGAGAAUCUCGGGGAAAAAAAGACCGGACGCGCGUAUCCGAAGCCAUAAGUGACAGACCGUAUAUUGUAUAGUGUAUUUAUCUUAUUUGCAUGGACCACGUAAGCUCACAAAGUGAAAAAUAGUGUAGGACCAUUACCAGGAACGGGAGUAUUUGUAAUACAACCGUCAUUUAGUUACGAUAUAAUGCCAAAAACUUAUAUUUUUACUCUUCGACGUGGCGUGAUGCGAUUUGCACGUUAACUCGACGUCUCAUUUGCAAACAUUCGCAAAUAUUCGGCGUGAAGAAAUAGUGUUCAUCUCUACGUGUUCUACUUGUCAGCAACUAAACAUGUGCAACAAUGCAAUCGAAUGUUUCUUUACUUCUUGAUGGAUAGCGUAAUUAUUAAUGUUUGAGAAACAUGUAUUUAUUUCUGCUUUAUAUUACUGUUUUCCAAGAAAUAGAUGAUUUAAUUUAAAAA